Thalassophryne amazonica is the source of this 4461-nucleotide messenger RNA. RefSeq names its product oxidation resistance 1a (gene oxr1a). The transcript is spliced from 17 exons. Gene Ontology annotation, cellular component: nucleus. Lineage: Eukaryota; Metazoa; Chordata; Actinopteri; Batrachoidiformes; Batrachoididae. Gene Ontology annotation, biological process: response to oxidative stress. Bases 173 to 2719 code for a protein of 848 amino acids. The record is from RefSeq and is a predicted model, not a curated record.
UGCUCCUCCUGUGUGCAUUCCCGCUUCGGUGCGCGCGACCUGAAUGAGAUAAACACCUUUGAUUGUGAGCGGUUCGGCGCCUUUGAUGUUCUCGCUGCUCAAAGUCUGAGAAGUUGACAUCAAACUCCGACCUCCCGAAGCUUCUGAGCAGACGAAAAGCCACGCUGCCAAGAUGUUUAGCACCAAAAGACUGAAACAGAAGUCGCAGUCGGUGGAUAUCGGCACUCAAGGUUUCUCUCCAACUCUGGUGCCAGCUUUGCCCCUCAUUAGGGCUGCAUCACCUGUCGCCAAGACGACCGCUGCCCUUGCGGUCCAGGAAAACAACGCGACUAAUUCCCAACGCCGCAGCCCCCGGUGCGCUGAGCUGAAGAGAGGCUACACCAUUGAUACUGGCCAGAAGAAGACUCCAGAGAAGAAGGAUGGGAGGCGCCUGUCGUUCCAGAGACCCAAAGGGACCCUCGAGUAUACUGUGGAAUUGCGGGACACGUUGAACAGCAUUGCACUCAAGUUUGACACCACACCCAACGAGCUGGUUCAGCAGAACAAGCUGUUCUCCCGAGCAGUGGUGCCUGGCCAGGUUCUGUAUGUUCCUGAUCCCGAGUACGUCUCCAGUGUUGGAAGCUCCCCUUCCCUCAGUCCCAUCAGCCCCCUGUCUCCCACUUCCUCAGAAGCUGAUUUAGACAGGGUGACGGACUCUGAUGGCACACCCAGACCAGAAAGUAUCCACCCCCCAGUCUUCUCUGCCCUCCGUCAUUCCAGAGUGGUGUCAUCCACCUCCGAGGAGGAAGAGGCCCUCACAGAAAGGUUCCUCAAAAUCAACUGCAAGUACAUCACAGAUGGCAAGGGUGGGGUUAGCGGGGUGCUGCUGGUGACGCCCAACAACAUAAUGUUUGACCCUCACCGGAACGAUCCGCUGGUUCAGGCACACGGGUGUGAGGAGUACGGCAUCAUGUGUCCGCUGGAAGAAGUUCAGUCUGCUGCCAUCUACAAGGAAAUCACUGACCCCAAGAUCAGAGAGGCAGUACCUGAUGAUCUUGAGCCUUUACCAGCUGAGAGACUUCCCUCAAAGCAAAAAGAUGGAGAGCAACCCCUGAUGGAGGCUGAAGCCAAUGACAGUGGCAGCACAGCCCCACGCAGCACCAAGGGCUCCUUCUCCGAAGAUGUCUUCACCGAGUCAGAGCUGUCCCCCAUCCGUGAGGAGGAGCAAACGUCAAAUGAGGAUAGCCAUCUGGACAAGUCCUCUGGAGCUUCCACAGAGUCUGUACAAACCGUGACCCAGGUGGAGGCUGCUGGUGUGGACCCCCAGGCUCCAGACAGCAGCUGCGGUUCAGUCAGCCAGCCACAGGAACCCAGCGCGGUGAAAGCUUCUGCUACAGAAGAGGACAAUCCACUAGACACUGCCACAGAAAACAGCCAGUCCCCAAUGGUAUCCAAGCAGCACAGUGAGGAAAAGCCACCAAGCACACCCGCCACCGCCGCCACAACAACCACCAGCAGCACUACUAACCAGGGCCACGGCCCCAGCAGCACUGCCUCUCGUCCAGACUCACAAAGCUCAACCACUCCAGGUGACACAGAUGCCACCGCUGUCUCAGCCAGUCCACAGGGGCAGUCCUGUGAGGGGGCGGAGCUCUCCACAACGGACUGUAUGCAACAAAGCAAAGAAGAAAAGGAUAGUUUUGAGGAGUCACAACAGGAUGGUGCACAGAACUCUGCAGAAGGCACGGGCUCUGCAGAGAAGCCAAAGCACCGCUCACACAAGUUCCUCUGUCUACGAGUGGGGAAACCCAUGAAGAAGACGUUUGUUUCCCACGCCAGCGCCUCCAUGCAGCAGUACGCCCAGCAGGGCAAGAAACACGAGUACUGGUUCGCCGUGCCACAGGAAAGGUCGGACCACCUCUAUGUGUUUUUCAUCCAUUGGAGUCCAGACAUGUUUGGUGAGGAGGUCGGGGGGAUGGGACAGGAGCCGGGGUUCCUGGUCAUUAAAAAGAACGAGGUAUCGGAAGCGGAUAAGGAUGAGCCUAUCACCGAUAUCAACGUGAAGGAAUGGGAGGUAGUGUCUCUGACUGAGUACCAGCGUCGGAUUGAUGCACUAAAAAGUGAAGAUCUGCGGUCGCUCUGCAAAAGACUCCAGAUCACCACCAAGGAAGAGGUGAACUCCAAACAUGGUGUGUCCAUCAAGUCUGAGCUGGAGCCCGAAACCUUCAAACCCAACCUCAGAGAGCCCAGUGACCUCCUGGAGGCAGAGCAGAUAGAGAAGCUUGCCAGGAAUCUCCCACCACGGACCAUUGGCUACCCUUGGACUCUGGCCUUUGGCACAUCAAAGCAUGGCAUGAGCAUUAAGUCACUGUACAGAGCCAUGCAGGGUCAGGACACCCCGGUACUACUGGUCAUUAAGGACAGUGAUGGAGAGGUAUUUGGUGCGUUGGCAUCUGAGCCGUUUAAAGUCAGUGAAGGCUUUUAUGGCACUGGAGAGACGUUUCUCUUCACCUUCCAGCCCGAGUUUGAGGUGUACAAAUGGACGGGCGACAACAUGUUCUUCAUCAAAGGAGACACAGACUCCUUAGCGUUUGGUGGAGGAAGUGGCGAGUUUGGCCUUUGGCUGGACGGAGACCUUUACCAUGGCAGGAGUCACUCCUGUAAGACGUUUGGGAAUCCUAGCCUCUCCAAAAAGGAGGAUUUCUAUGUGCAGGACAUAGAGAUCUGGGCAUUUGAAUAACAAAACGGAGCUCUACAGGGAAAAAGAAACAGAAGUCCUUCAAACGGAGGAGCCUUCCUCAGAACUAUGGCAACGUCCCAACCCACACUGCACAUCACCAGGGCUGCUCAGGCCCCCGAGCCAGCUAUCGGAUGCUUGUUGUGCGUUACUACUGCAGUUAUUAUGGAGCUUUUUUCCUCCUUUUUGUGAAAAGUUACCUUUGUGUGUAUCUUGUUACAGCUGUGUGCAGCGUCUUUGCGGAGCAGGGGAGUGAGAAAAUCAGUAAGCUGAGGAAGCAAUAGUGAGUCAAAGGAGGACAAACGUUAAACGGUCUACGAGGGCUACUCUCAGCGAAAGACAGCGGCUGAGGUUUGGGACCGCAGUGCGAAGGCAGAACUACCUUAAUGGAACAGACUGUGUAUCCAAGCGAGCCAGAAUCUCAACCAGCCCCCAGAAAUCUCAAAAUCCCCCCCCCCCCCAAAAAAACUUUGUUCAUUCAGUAAGAUGUCGCUCAACUGUUAGCAUCGACCAAGAGACGCUCGGUCUGACGAAUAGUAACAACACAGAAGCCGAACACAUUCCGUUACUCACGGUGAAAGCAGCGUGUGGGGAAAAUACAUGUUUGCUGUAGCAGCAGGCUGUGAUGACACAAAGCGCGGUUGGGGGUGGGGUCUCUUAACCGAAGAGUUUUUCGGGUUAUCUUCAGGGGCUAACGUGUAGAGUGUUGUGUAUUGUCGUCCUCCUGUUGUUCACCGUCAUAGCACACUAUCCAAAAAGCACACCGCUAUAAUCAGACCACCCAUCGUCGUACCGUUCUGUUCAGUGGAUGUACGUGUGAGUCCGGCUAAUGGCAGCGCCUCCAGCAGGCCGCCGGCUGUACUGUUCGUAGACAGUAAACGUAUUGCAAUAGAUUUGUGGAAUAUGCAAAUAACUGUCUCGUGACCUCAAAUAACGUGGGCAGCGGCGCUUUUGUCACCGCCUGCCGCUCUUUGGAGAGAGAAACUUGUGAAGCUUUUACGUCUUGAUACACAAUUGCUUUUCUGAAAAGCCUGAGAUGUGUUUAACUGUUUUACAUGCAUAUAUGACAAUUAUAUACUGGUAUAUAUGAUUAUAUCUGGAGUUAUAUAAUCAUAUAUAUAUUUAGCUGUUAAGUGUGACAGUGAUCUAUUUGUGCUGAGAUUUCAGCUGUUACAAUACGAUGUAUAUUACCCUGUAAAUUAAUGUUAAAAUAAUAGAAUUGUUCAUAUAUAUAUAUAUAUAUAUAUAUAUAUAUAUAUAUAAAGUGAGGAUUGGUGGUUUGCUUCUACCACUUUAAUCUGGUGUGAAGACAUUAAAGCCAGGUUCUUAGAUUCUCCUAGCAGUAGCUGUACAGUAUUUUAUUUUUUUUUAUCUCCCCCCCCCAAAAAAAAAAACAUAGAGAUGUUAACUGUUAGCAAGCUUGCUGCUAAAAUCAAAAAGGGUCUCAAUCUUUGCAUUUCUAAAAUGCCGGGUUGCUUCCUGGUGGGAAGGAUGGGCGGGGGGGCCGGAGGUGUUCAGCAGAGUUCAAGUUCUGGCGUCCUGUCAGGUAGGUAUCUAAGCAGACUUCAGGUAUUUGGUACUUUUUCCACCCAGGCAUGGCCUCCGCCCCCCCCUUUCGUCUUCCACACCAGUAUUUGUGUCCUUGUGGCAAGAAUAAAAAGGAUCAUUCUUCCAAUUAUUUCACCGGAAAUACAAUGUAUCAGUGAUGUAUAAACAAUAAAGCUGAAUUAAUUGUUGUAAACUGG